UUAUAACUAGUCUUCUGCUACAGGCGGCGUUGUGGUCUGUAUUUGUCACAGCUCCUAUAAAAUUUGUCUUGUCUUUUCCAAAUUAACAGUAAAAAUGUCAGCGUGGAGACAAGCAGGAUUGAAUUACAUCAACUACUCUCAGAUCGCAGCCAGGUUAGUCAGGCAAGCUUUAAAAGCUGACUUAAGAGCAGAGGCGGCCAAACGUGAUGAAGUCAAUGUGAAAUUUACUCAGUGGAAGGAUGGAAAACCUAUUACUGAAAAGAUAUGAUCUUAACGAUCAAAAGUACCUAGAUGAUAUCACAGAUGGAUAUAGAAUUCAUCCAAUACAUGUUUAUAGCCAUAAGUUAUGUAAUAUUUCUGACGAUCUUUGUCUCCUUAUAAAAUAAAACCAUUCUUCGUGUUA
Messenger RNA from Linepithema humile (Argentine ant), 403 nucleotides. It is a transcript of the gene sun, whose product is annotated as stunted. NCBI's taxonomy places the organism in Eukaryota, Metazoa, Arthropoda, Insecta, Hymenoptera, Formicidae. Gene Ontology annotation, cellular component: mitochondrial inner membrane. Gene Ontology annotation, molecular function: proton-transporting ATP synthase activity, rotational mechanism. The record is from RefSeq and is a predicted model, not a curated record. Gene Ontology annotation, biological process: proton motive force-driven mitochondrial ATP synthesis.